Molecule: messenger RNA, 1548 nt
Organism: Sporisorium graminicola
Lineage: Eukaryota; Fungi; Basidiomycota; Ustilaginomycetes; Ustilaginales; Ustilaginaceae
Exons: 2
Coding region: 1-1548 (515 amino acids)
Biological process (GO): regulation of intracellular pH
Cellular component (GO): membrane; vacuole
Source: RefSeq, a predicted model, not a curated record
AUGGUAACAGGCACGCCCCACAUUCCCACCUCCCUCCCUCCCAGCCCCUUGCCGCACUCAACCAAACGCAUAUCAUACCGCCUCAAUAUCGCCUUCUUUCUGUUCGGCCUACUCAACAACUCGCUGUACGUCGUCAUUCUCACCGCAGCACUCGAGCUCCUCCCACAAGGCGUGCCUACCGGCCUCGUGAGCUUCGCCAACAUCUUCCCGGCGCUUAUCGCAAAGGCGGUGUGGCCGUAUGUGCUGCGUGGCGAGGUGCGGUAUGCGAAACGCGUAUGGUCCUGUGCGGGACUGAGCUUUGUCGGAAUGCUGCUGGUGUCCUUUUUCCCGAAGCUGGGAAUGCGGCUGUUGGGGAUCUCGCUGGCGAGCUUUUCGUCGGGGCUAGGGGAGUUGACAUUUCUGCAGCUCAGUACGAGGUACGCGCCUAAAGCUCAGGAGAAGAGGCUUGGCGGGGUACCGGUGGCCGCGGUGGCGGGUGCAGGGCUAGAGACCAACUUUGCGGGUGAUGCUGUAGGGUGGUUUGCGAGCGGUACGGGUGCGGCUGGACUGGUGGGCGCUGCGGCGUGGUGGGUGGUGCGGCCUUUGGGGGUGCAGACGGGGAUGGCGAUCUUGAGCGUCUUGCCUGGGUUCAUGGUGCUAGCGUAUGUGGUGGUGCUGCCGUCGGUGGAACAGCUCUUGGGCGGAGGAGGUGGGAAGAGCGCCGCUGAAUACGCGCCUGUGGCGACGGAAGACGAUGCCAAUGGCAGAGGCUCGCUAGACGACGCCGGCGAAGCGGACGAAACAGCGGACAACGGCGAUGACGAAGACGACGCAGAAGUUCCAACUGCCACCCCAAACUUCCGCGUGCGCCUCACCUUCCAAGAGAAGAUGUCGCUCCUCCGCCCCAUGCUUCUUCCUUACAUCAUCCCGCUCGUCAUCGUCUACGCCAUGGAGUACACGAUCAACCAAGGCAUCGCGCCGACGCUCAUCUACCCUCUCCCCACGCGCGAGACACACCCUCUGCUCUCCCUCAUCGUCAAGAAGCUCACAGACUACUACCCGCUCUACCAGCUAGUCUAUCAAACCUUUGUGUUUCUGUCGCGGUCGUCGAUCUCGAUCUUCAAGCUGCCGCCAAUCCCACGGCGGUGGUUGUGGGCCCCCGCGGUGCUGCAAACGGGGCUGUUGGCGGUCUUGAUGACCGAGAGUCUGUUUGCGUGGUUUCGGAGCAGCAUUGCGAGUCCGCUGGUGAUUGUGUUGAUCUGUGUCGAGGGGUUGGCAGGAGGUGGCGCAUAUGUAUCGGUGUUCUACAGUAUUGGUGUCGAUGCGCGGGGGGAGGAGAAGAACGUCAUAGCUUUGCCUCGGGCAGAGGAGGAGGGGAAUGGAGAGUCGGCGGAAGACCAGGCGUACCGGCUGGCGAAGAAGGCACAGGAGCACGAGUUCAGGAUUGGUUGUGUUGGCUUUGGCGAUAGCCUCGGUAUCCUAGCAGCAAGCCUCAUCAGUAUGCCGCUUCAAGUCUCGCUCUGCAACUCGCAAGUGCGUUCCGGUCGCGACCUCUGUAAACAGACGUAG